UGGGAAUUACACUUGGCAACACAAAAAUUAAAAGUAAAAAUUUCGCUUUGUAAUCCCUGUCAUUGGGGUUAUUAUUUUGUGGAUUUAUAGUUUUAUAAAUAAUUAAAUAAGUUUAAUAGUUCUAAAUAAUGGGUCAGAAUCAGUCUGGCGGAGGAAGCGGUGGAGACAAAAAAGAUGACAAGGAUAAGAAGAAGAAGUACGAGCCUCCGAUCCCUACCAGGGUUGGCAAGAAGAAGCGCAAGGCUAAGGGGCCUGACGCAGCCUUAAAGCUGCCUCAAGUCACUCCACACACUAGAUGUAGACUGAAGUUGUUGAAAUUGGAGAGAAUAAAGGACUACUUGCUGAUGGAGGAGGAAUUCAUCCGCAACCAGGAGAGACUGAAGCCCCAGGAGGAGAAGAUUGAGGAGGAAAGGUCUAAGGUUGAUGACCUGAGAGGCACACCCAUGUCUGUGGGCAACCUGGAGGAGAUUAUAGAUGACAACCAUGCCAUAGUGUCCACGUCAGUGGGCAGCGAGCAUUAUGUCAGCAUCCUCUCCUUUGUGGACAAGGACCAACUUGAGCCUGGCUGCUCUGUGUUGUUAAACCAUAAGGUACAUGCAGUAGUAGGAGUGCUAGGGGAUGACACUGACCCCAUGGUGUCAGUCAUGAAGCUGGAGAAGGCUCCACAGGAGACAUAUGCUGACAUCGGUGGCCUGGACACACAAAUUCAGGAAAUUAAGGAAUCAGUAGAGCUGCCUCUAACUCACCCAGAGUACUAUGAGGAGAUGGGCAUCAAGCCACCCAAGGGUGUGAUCCUGUACGGGCCUCCUGGCACUGGCAAGACUUUGCUGGCCAAAGCUGUUGCCAACCAGACCUCUGCGACAUUCCUCCGUGUUGUUGGUUCCGAACUUAUCCAGAAGUACUUGGGUGACGGGCCGAAGCUUGUGCGAGAGCUGUUCAGAGUGGCUGAGGAGCACGCGCCGUCAAUUGUUUUCAUUGAUGAAAUCGAUGCUGUGGGCACAAAACGAUAUGACUCGAAUUCUGGUGGUGAAAGAGAAAUUCAAAGAACUAUGUUGGAGCUGCUUAAUCAAUUAGAUGGUUUCGAUUCUCGAGGCGAUGUUAAAGUAAUCAUGGCCACAAACCGCAUAGAAACCCUAGACCCUGCCCUCAUCCGCCCCGGCCGUAUCGACAGGAAGAUUGAGUUCCCGCUCCCCGACGAGAAGACCAAGCGGAGGAUCUUCACCAUCCACACCUCGAGGAUGACGCUGGCUGACGACGUCAACUUGUCGGAACUCAUUAUGUCUAAGGAUGAUCUCUCUGGUGCUGACAUUAAGGCUAUAUGUACAGAGGCUGGUUUGAUGGCGCUAAGAGAACGGCGCAUGAAGGUCACCAACGAAGACUUCAAGAAGUCUAAAGAGAGCGUGUUGUACCGCAAGAAAGAAGGCACGCCUGAAGGACUUUAUCUAUAGGCUGCAUUUCAGUUUCUGUAUUAACAUGAAUAUGUAUCUACUUUAAUAAUGAUUAUAUAUUAAAUAAAACUUAAUGAUGUAAUAAAAUGCAGCGCAUGCUACU
Molecule: messenger RNA, 1551 nt
Organism: Leguminivora glycinivorella
Lineage: Eukaryota; Metazoa; Arthropoda; Insecta; Lepidoptera; Tortricidae
Gene: Rpt2
Product: 26S proteasome regulatory subunit 4
Exons: 9
Coding region: 129-1448 (439 amino acids)
Biological process (GO): proteasome-mediated ubiquitin-dependent protein catabolic process
Cellular component (GO): proteasome regulatory particle, base subcomplex
Molecular function (GO): proteasome-activating activity; ATP binding; ATP hydrolysis activity
Source: RefSeq, a predicted model, not a curated record